AUGACUUAGAUCUCUUAGGAAUACAAUUUAGAAUAUUUGGGUAGGUAAAUGAUACAUUAACUUUAGACAAAGCUUCAGACAUUACUAAAGUUCAAAUUUAGUAAUAAAGGCAAUUAAUUACUAUCAUAAGUGUAAAUGAUAAAGAUGCAAGGGAUAUAAUAUAUUAUCUGUAAGAUAGAUAAAGCAUAGAUAUAUCAUAAAUAUCUCUUAAGAAAAGAAUUAAAUAAUUUAUAUUGAGUUUACCAAAAGUUUCCAAUCCAAAUUCAACAUUUAGACUUAUGUGGGAAUUAGUAAGCAUGAUAUUCAUAUUUGUUCAAAUGAUUUAAAUUCCAUUAGUCUUAACAUAUUCAGUAGAGUUAAGUUUUGGAUUUUAGAUAUUCAAUUAAUUGAUGGAUGUGUUUUUUUAUAUAGAUAUGGCAUUUAAUUUUAAAUUUGCUUAUUAUUAUAGGUACUUCUGUUUAUGUAUUUUAGAGGUGAAAUUAUUUAUGAUAGAAAGAAAAUUGCAAUUAAUUAUUUAAAGUUAUGGUUUUGGUUAGAUUUUUUAGCAGUAUUACCUUAUGAUCAAAUGUUCAAUGCUGAAGAAUCUUAAGCUUAAUUAAUAAAAAUAGUAAGAUUAUUUAAGUUUAUAAAAAUUGUAAGAUUGUUAAGAGUUCUUAAAAUCAGUAAAAUACUUUAAAAAUUAGAAGGUAAAUUCAUUUAUUAAAAUUUUAAUAGAAUCUUUUACAUUGGCUUAAUCAUUUUAAGAAAUUAUUUAAUUUUUAAAGAUUGCAUGCUUAAUUUUAAGUAUUGCUCAUUGGAUAGCUUGUAUUUGGAAUAUUAUUGAAUAUACAGAUGAAUAAGUUCAUCUUACAUGGAUGCAUAAAUAUGGUAUAGAUAAUGCAGAUUGGGAAAUCAAAUAUAUUUCUGCUUUUUAUUUUAGUGUAACAACUAUGAUAACAGUUGGUUAUGGAGAUAUUAAUGCAAAUACACAAACUGAAAUGAUAUUUGCUAUAUUUGCUAUGGUUUUGGCAUCAGCAAUAUUUGGUUAUAGCAUGUCUAGUUUUAUGCUUAUAAUAGAAGGGGAAGAUGAGAAAAUAUAAGAGUAAAGGAUAUAGAAUUCUAAAAUUAUUAGGUAUAUUUAUUAUAUAUAUAUAAUUUUAGAUAUAUUAAAUAAAAAAGUAUACCAAAAGAAUUAUAAAGUAGAGUUAAAAAUUAUUUAGAAUGGUUAGCAGGAUCAGCUCAGAUUGCUAGAAAUUAUGAAUAAUAUGUAUUAAGAAGUUUAUCAGCAAAUUUAAAAACAGAAAUUAUAUGUUUAAUGAAUGGAAGAAUUUUACAUAAAGUAUAAUUAUUUAGUAAAGAAUUCACUCCUUAAUUAAUUAAUAAAUUAGUUUAUGUUUUAAAUGAAUAGAUUUUAGGACCUGAAGAAUAUAUUUUUAAAGAAAAUUCACUUGAUAAUGAUAAGAUUUAUUUCAUUUAAAAUGGUUAAAUUAAUAUAUGUAUAACUUAAAGAGAAACUCUCUUAAAAACAUUAUAAAAAGGAGACUAUUUUGGUGAAAUAGGUUUCUUUGGGAGAAAACCAAGAAAUGCUUCUGCAAAAUCAAUUGAUUUUGUAAAUGUAAUGAGUUUAACAAGAAUUGAUUUAUGGGAGGCAGCAAAGCCACUUGAGAGUGAUUUAUUAAAGCUCUAUUUUAUGAAAGAUUGUCUUGAGGUUGAAAAUAAUCUCAAACCAUUAAAAUUAAGAUGUUAUAUUUGUGAUAGACCACAUCAUAUAGCCAAAAAUUGUACAGUCUUUCAUUAUAGAGUAAGCAGAAAAAAUAUCAUACUAGAAUAUUUUAAUCAUGAAAAUAUCAGAUAAAGUUAAGAUAGAAAAAUUAGUAAAAAAGUUAAACAUAAUUUACAUAAAAUAUAAGAGGCUGCUCUUAAAUAUUAAACUAAUUAAAAUAGAUGUGAAAAGCAAAUUAAAAUUUUAUAAAAUGAUUAUAUUAUUUAAGAUGUAAAAAUAGCUUUUGAUAUUGAUAAACAAAAAGAAUAUUCAGAAUUUUUUAAUGAAUUUAAUAUUACUAAUGUUGCAAAAAAUAUUAAUUUCUUUGCUGAUAUGAUUUUAACUGAAAUUGAAGAAAAGAAAAAAUCAAGAUCCCAAUCUAGACAAACUCAAAAAAGACUUAAAAAUUAAACUAUUGCUCCAAGAUAAUCAAAAGCUACUAUUGGAAAUAUGGAAAAUAUAUUAAAUAACAAAUCAUUAGAAAAUUCUUCAUGUUUAUCUUCAGAAAAUUCAAUUAGUUGUAUUGACAGAUUAAAAAGUAAAUCUAAAAGACUUCUUGAUCUAUAAUCUUAAUAUCAGUAUGUAAAUAUUAUAUAUUCUAAUAUAGUGUUGCAAGAAGAUCAUUAACAAAUACAACUCCAAAAUAAUUUGAUUUAAUAAAUAAUCAUAAUAUACUUGUAAAAAAGAUAAAGAAUCUAAAACAUAAUAGAGUAUCUUCAGUAACUAGAUUUACCUAAAAUUGUAAUGCAGAAUUAUAUAUUUUUAAGAAGGAAACAUUUAUGAGCAAAUUCAUCCCACAAUUAUUAUACAACACAAAAUUCAACUAAUUUAUAAAUUGA
Molecule: messenger RNA, 2580 nt
Organism: Paramecium pentaurelia
Lineage: Eukaryota; Ciliophora; Oligohymenophorea; Peniculida; Parameciidae
Source: the annotation of a GenBank genome assembly